GUCGUUACAAGCUUCAAUGGCAUGAAGUAACCGGGAUACACACGACCAAUGGAUGUUCCAGUAGCAGCAAAUGUGCUGGGUGUGACUGGCGCAGUUUGCUGGUCGGUUCAGCUCAUUCCCCAGAUCGUCAUCAACUAUCGCCGCCAUGACACAACGGGGCUUCAGCCAACAAUGAUGAUGUUGUGGGCCAUUGCUGGUAUUCCACUUGGAGUAUACAAUAUUGUGGGAGACUUCAAUAUUGCUUUGCAGGUUCAACCGCAGUUGUUGACGCUGCUGAGCCUGAUCACAUGGAUCCAGUGCAAAUACUACGGGAACAAAUGGUCUCUGACCAAAUCUGCAGUUAUUGUCACCCCUGUCGCUCUUGUCAUGGGUGGGAUUGAGUGUAGCCUUGUCUUUGCCUUGCGCAAAGCCCGCGACAAUCAAGUCGAAUGGCCUGCAACCCUGAUGGCUGUCCUGUCUGCCUGCCUCCUUUGCGCAGGGGUUUUGCGACAUUACUGGGACAUUUACAAGGAGAAGACGGUGAGAGGAAUAUCAUGGCUGUUUGUGUUCAUCGACGCGAUGGGAGACUUGACAUCGUUGAUUUCAGUCUUCUUCCAGGCCGAGUUGGAUAUCCUGGGAAUGGUCAUAUAUGGUUCAGAGUUGGUCUUGUGGCUUGGAGUCUUUGCAUGCGGCGGGUAUUUCAAUUUCAGACCUUGGUUACGCAGGCAGCUGGAGAAGCGCCAGACAGGUUCAGAGGAUCCAGAAGAGUACACCAGCCAGAAUGGGGAUGCAGUGGGACGAAGCAUGUCACGACAAUCGUCGAGUACUGUCUUUCGGACUGCGUCUGCCACAUCUGACAUGUUGGACACUCAAAAUUCGUUGAGAAUGCGUGGGGGAGCUUCUGUUGCGCAUCGUGGCAGCCUAGAGUGAUUAAUUUAUUUGAUAUCCAUGUCAUCCAUCCCACAACCCAUUCAAUGUAGCAUGACGAUAUUCGCAUUCGGUAGAAUAUGAAAGAACUGACCUGUAUGAUGGAUUGGACCCUG
Molecule: messenger RNA, 1022 nt
Organism: Exophiala mesophila
Lineage: Eukaryota; Fungi; Ascomycota; Eurotiomycetes; Chaetothyriales; Herpotrichiellaceae
Exons: 3
Coding region: 49-909 (286 amino acids)
Source: RefSeq, a predicted model, not a curated record